This is a messenger RNA of Cyphellophora attinorum, 3834 nucleotides long. Its product is annotated as Protein ste16. The coding region runs from base 1 to 3834 and encodes 1277 amino acids. The record is from RefSeq and is a predicted model, not a curated record. The transcript is spliced from 2 exons. Gene Ontology annotation, biological process: TORC2 signaling. Gene Ontology annotation, cellular component: TORC2 complex. Lineage: Eukaryota; Fungi; Ascomycota; Eurotiomycetes; Chaetothyriales; Cyphellophoraceae.
AUGGCAUCACCGAACGAUGCAGCGGGUUACUCUGUGACACCUACCCAAAGAGUUGCAUUCAAACAUGCCUCGCGCAAAAGUGACGACCUCUCCUCAACAUGGCACAGACCUUCUACCAAGAGCAAUCGGUCUAUGUCAGGAGGAACCACUCAGCUGGGUCAACCUCUGUUGGGCAAGUCUGCCCUUGGCAAUGGACCGCCUGGUAGUUUCAGUACGGACUUGAAGAGCGCCACACAGUCGCGAAGUACAACACCGCAGAAUGAACAGCCGUCACACCGCGACAUGCCUCGACAGUCGUUUUCGAGUACGCGCCCGAGUGCUGGGGACUGGACCGACAGCACUGAGUCGCGGCAGGCAUUCGUGAGGGCUCAGAUCGCAAAAGAGGAGAAGAUCAAAAUGGGAACGGAGAAGUUGAAGGAGGCCUUGAUGAGCAAGAAUAUGAAGCAGGCUAAAGAUCAGCGCCUCGCGACGAUAGAACAAGAGUUGGGUACCUCGAACAGGAAGCUCGCUGAGUUGCGAACUCAGCUCGAUCACGAGACGCGAGCACAAAGUCCAACGACGCCGCCUUCGAAGCGGCAAACAAGCUACUUCAGAUCGAGUCCCCUUCGUUCCCCUCGCCUGGUCGGCAGAGAGGAUCUCGAUGUCGAAGGUCUCAACGAGGAAGAGUCUCCUACUGUAGUACUCACAGAAACUCUACAAGCACUCGAGAUGGAGGGAAUGCCACCGGACUACUACAUUGAACGCGCUAAUACCCUGGUACAACUGUUUAAAAAGCAUUCAACUCUGAAAUACGACCUGGCCUGGUCUGUGUUCAGCCUAAGAGUCCAGCUGAUGCUCCUGAGCGAUAGCUCGGACGUGGUGGCGGCAGGCUAUCGACUGACGAGACACGCCAUCACGGACAGAUCUUCCCUCAGGACCAUCAGAUCAUUACACACAGAUGAGCUCACCGUGCUAUCACUGAUCAAGAAAGACAAGGCUGCGUUGGAACGCGAACAGGCUGUGAAACUCGUCCGAGCCUUUCUCGACGUGAAGAGCGGCGUCUACGAGCUCUCAGUAGCUGUCGUCCGCAGUCUGGUUGCUGUCGCGGAGCAUAAUGAUGAUACUCUGAAGGAUAUCUGUCUGUUGACCUUAGCCGAGAUACUGACGAAGCACCCUUCGCUGCUCGUCUCAGCCGGAGGAAUGAGUACGCUCACCGAUGCUCUUGCGAACGGCAGCUUUCCGACUCCAGAUGGUCUUGUUGCCGCUUUCUUGCACAUACUGGAUCAUCCCAGACAACGGCAGUAUCUCAGCACUGGUCGCGAGUUUGAAGCUAUGUUUGCGCCAUUCACCGAUCCAAUGCUGCUGAAUGGAAACGAGGAGAAGCUCAAGCAUUGCGCCAAAGCCAUCGCGGCUAUGCUGAAAACGUGGCCGGGCUUCUUAGCGCUAUCUGAACGCAAUGCUAUGUCUCUGCAUUCGCUGAUCGAGUCGUUACAGUAUCCGAUCACGGCGGCCCGAGGCAUCAUACUCGACUUGCUGAUCGACACAUUGAGAAUCAAAGUGCCCUAUUGGUCGGACACAUAUGUCGCCGGACGAAGACUGACCACGUACGGACGGGUGAACACAGAAGCCGCAGAACCAGACAUGAAACGUGCACCAGCCGAUGACAGAAGUCAUGGGCGCUUCGAUCUGACUUAUCACUUCUCGGCGAUCGUACUAGCUGUACUGAUCAGAGUCGGUCUGAUACCAUCGCUGUUCAACUUGAUCAAAACCGAAGAAGAUAACGCAUUGCGACGGCGAGCCAUUCUCGUGCUCACCGAAGUUCUGCGUAUGGCGCAAGACUCUCUUCCAACCACAGUGAGCGCGAAUAUCCAGGUGCUGGCACCGCUGCUGUCUCCAGCCCAGGACUUUCUUUCUGACAGCCAGGCUGGAAACUUGGAAAUGCUCUACCAGAUCGAGAGCAUCAAUCGUACCAAGAACAAAUCCAAACGCUCGAUAACCGAGCCCGCGCAUACUGUGGAAGACUCUUCUGGUGGGCCUGCGAUGGCCAAGCGCUCCAAAUACAGUCCUUUGAUCGACGGAGACCAGUUCAGACAGCUGAUCACAGAUUCCCAGGUCCUGCAACAUGCUUCCUACAUCAAGUGGAAAUGGGACAUUAUCAUGGGUCUGGUAGAAGGGCCACUCACCAACCCGAAGCGUCUCGACGAAGCCAUAAAAUCGAGCAAGUUUAUGAAGCGAUUGACGGGAUUCUACCGGCCCUUUAAGCAUCGCUUCAGUGAUAUACGCAACAAUCAGUUCAACCAACGUUACGUACGAUACGGAUGUUCGCUAUUUCGAACAUUGUUGCAAACAGCAGUUGGGAUACAAUUCUUAGGAGAAAGCAAGGUACUGCGCCAAAUCGCAGAAUGUCUUGCUCAGGUCGACCCUCAGAGUGGAUUGACAUCUACUUCGCCUCAAUUCGAUCGCUAUCAAAUGACUGAAACCCUGAGCGGCGGCUACUUUGCCAUACUUGGAACACUGAGCUCGACGCAAGAAGGCGUGAACAUCAUGGAGAAAUGGCAUAUGAUGGACAUGUUCUACCAUAUCCUCGGACAACGAGACCGAGACGACCUUGUGCGAGCCAUCCUCGGGUCAAUGGACUUCACUCUCGACACGCACCUCAGAGUGAUGCUGUCACAAGCCCUUACUUCAGCUUUCAAGGGCAUACGGCUCUUCGCGACCAAACUCCUCCGCCGCUAUGCUGUAGCCCGAGGUAUAGGCCAGCCAGACUCGAGCGCUCACUGGGCACUCCGCCUAGUCAUGACCCAACUCUACGACCCAGACGUAGAAGUCUGCGAAGUCGCCGUAAAGAUUCUCGAAGAAGCCUGCGAGCUCCAACAACACCUGGAAUUCGUCGUCCGCUGUCGCCCAGCACUUGACCACCUAGGCGAGCUCGGCGCGCCCCUCCUACUUCGAUUCCUCGCCACCUCCAUCGGCUACCGCUACCUCAACGGCCUCGAUUAUAUCACUCAAGAAAUGGACGACUGGUUCCUCGGCCGCAACGACACCUACGUCGCACUUGUCGAAGCCUCCCUCGCCCGCGCCUACGCAGACACAGCCAUGUCCAAAACAUCCUUCUCCGCCCCCGAAGACAUCGACAUGGGCGAAACGGGCCUUGCACCAGCGCACUUCUACCGCGAAUUGGCCCGCACGGAAGAAGGUUGCAAACUUCUCCGCCAAUCGGGGCACUUCUACGAGUUCUCCUCCACCCUGCGCGAUUUCGACCUCGAGGACGACGACUCCGAAACCCUGCUCAAAGUCAAAGGCAGCCUGUGGGCCGUAGGCAACAUCGGGUCCAUGGCGCUGGGCGCCCCCUUCCUCGAAGAAGACGACGUCGUCAAGUCCAUGGUGCGCAUCGCCGAAGGCGCGGCCGUCAUGUCGAUCCGCGGCACGGCUGUCUUCGCACUCGGCCUAUGCAGCCGGACCCUUCACGGCGUGCAAAUGCUAGCGAGAACGAAUGGGACACGACGAUCGAUUCCCGCGGCCACUCUUUGGUCUAUGCAAACCAACAACCACUACACAUCCUCCACCACCGACGCCGAUCCCAUCAAAGCCCGCAUCCUCAAACUCGUCAUCAGUAUGGGCAAUUCCGUGACAUACAAGAAGAUCGGACAGGACCUAUCCGUCUUACGCCAUAAACACCCACAGGCGUUUAUGGAUGUGGGAUUGUUUCGGAAGACGCUGGUGUUGCUGGAGAGCCAUCAUUAUCGGCUGUUGGCCAGGCAGCAUAUAUUGGAUCUGUUUGAUAAGAGUGUGAUGCGGAGGCUGGUGCUGGAUGAGGAUGCCGACUCAGAGGAGACGGAGUCGGAUACGAAUUGA